Prinia subflava (tawny-flanked prinia) is the source of this 2129-nucleotide messenger RNA. RefSeq names its product aldehyde dehydrogenase 7 family member A1 (gene ALDH7A1). The record is from RefSeq and is a predicted model, not a curated record. Bases 75 to 1688 code for a protein of 537 amino acids. The transcript has 18 exons. Gene Ontology annotation, molecular function: aldehyde dehydrogenase (NAD+) activity. Lineage: Eukaryota; Metazoa; Chordata; Aves; Passeriformes; Cisticolidae.
GCGCCGCCAAUGGCCGCGGGCGGGCGGGGCGCGGCCGCCAUUGCCGCGUCCCCCCGCGCUGGCCGCCGCCGGCCAUGCUGGGGCUCCGCCGCGCCUUCGCUGCGCUGCUGCCGCUGCCGCUGCCGAGGGCAGGGUCGCCGCCGGUCGCCGCCAUGUCCACGCUGCUGAUCAGCCAGGAGCGCUACGCGUGGCUGCGGGAGCUGGGGCUGCAGGAGGAGAACCCGGGCGUGUACAACGGGCGCUGGGGCGGCCGCGGGCAGGUGGUGACCACGUACUGCCCCGCCAACAACGAGCCCAUCGCCAGCGUCCGGCAGGGUAAUUUGGAGGAUUAUGAAGAAACAGUAAAGAAGGCUAAAGAGGCAUGGAAGAUCUGGGCUGAUAUCCCUGCACCUAAACGUGGAGAAAUAGUACGACAGAUUGGUGAUGCCCUAAGACAAAAAAUCAAAGUUCUAGGAAGCUUGGUCUCUUUGGAAAUGGGAAAGAUUUUUGUCGAGGGUGUUGGGGAAGUGCAGGAGUAUGUUGAUGUCUGUGACUAUGCUGUUGGUUUGUCCCGAAUGAUUGGUGGACCCAUCUUGCCUUCAGAAAGACCUGGCCAUGCCCUUAUAGAGCAGUGGAAUCCUGUUGGUCUAGUAGGAGUCAUCACAGCCUUUAACUUCCCCGUGGCAGUUUAUGGGUGGAACAGCGCAAUUGCAAUGAUCUGUGGAAAUGCCUGCCUCUGGAAGGGUGCUCCUACAACAUCUCUUGUUAGUGUUGCUGUUACAAAGAUAAUUGCCAAAGUCUUGGAGGAUAACAAGUUGCCUGGAGCAAUCUGCUCUCUGGUUUGUGGUGGAGCCGAUAUUGGGACAGCAAUGGCGAGAGAUGAGAGGAUGGACCUCUUGUCCUUCACUGGCAGCACAAAAGUGGGCAAGCAAGUAGCGCUUAUGGUUCAGGAGAGAUUUGGUCGAAGCUUGCUGGAAUUGGGAGGAAACAAUGCCAUUAUUGUGUUUGAAGAUGCAGAUCUGAACUUAGUCAUCCCAUCUGCUCUAUUUGCUGCUGUGGGAACAGCAGGUCAGAGGUGCACAACUGCUAGAAGGCUGUUUCUCCAUGAGAGUAUCCAUGAUGAGGUGGUGGCAAAGCUUGCUAAGGCCUAUGCCCAGGUCCGCAUCGGUGAUCCAUGGGAUUCUGACACUCUGUAUGGGCCACUUCAUACCAAAGAAGCAGUGAAAAUGUUCCUUGAUGCAGUAGAACAAGCAAAACAACAAGGUGGCUCUGUGGUCUGUGGUGGAAAGGUUAUAAAUCGCCCUGGAAACUAUGUUGAACCAACCAUUGUGACUGGCCUUCCUCAUAAUGCGCCCAUUGUCCACACUGAGACAUUUGCCCCCAUACUGUAUGUGCUGAAAUUUAAGGAGGAAGAGGAGGUUUUUGCCUGGAAUAAUGAAGUAAAACAAGGUCUUUCCAGCAGUAUCUUUACCAAGGAUUUGGGAAGGAUUUUCCGCUGGCUUGGGCCAAAGGGAUCUGACUGUGGCAUUGUGAAUGUUAACAUCCCAACCAGCGGAGCUGAGAUUGGAGGUGCUUUUGGUGGUGAAAAGCACACUGGUGGGGGAAGAGAAUCUGGAAGUGAUUCAUGGAAACUUUAUAUGAGACGAUCUACUUGUACAAUCAACUACAGCAAAGAUUUACCCUUGGCUCAAGGAAUCAAGUUUCAGUAACAACCUUAUGAAUGGCUGUGCUAGAAACCGUCCUAGCAUUUCAGAAUCAAGCAGCUCCUAAACAUCGUGGGGAUAAAAAUUAAUUAUUUGAAACCAAUUCUGUCAGAAAAUAGCUACUCUUAAAUUGCUUCACUUUCUGUGUAUGUAUUUACUAAUUUAGUCUUCAAAUUAGAAGUCUGUGGUCUUUGGGAAGAAGGGAGGGGGACUAAAACUAACCCGCCUUGGGUUCAGAUGGCCUGGAUAACCUGUUGCCUUAACACUAUUUCUGUGCCAACACUGCCUCUAUCCCCUCCCCACCUUUUGCUGAUAUUUCCAGCUAUGACGUCUGUGUUUCAAACUGUGUGCCGAGUUUCCUGCAGGUAACUGGUGCUGUGGGGGAUAUUCGGGCUGCAGUAGAGGGCUAUUUUUCAAUGAAGAAAUAAAAGUACAUUUUAUGAAAUA